This is a messenger RNA of Emericellopsis atlantica, 1607 nucleotides long. RefSeq lists its product as uncharacterized. Gene Ontology annotation, molecular function: 2-oxoglutarate-dependent dioxygenase activity. The record is from RefSeq and is a predicted model, not a curated record. The transcript has 4 exons. Gene Ontology annotation, cellular component: cytoplasm. NCBI's taxonomy places the organism in Eukaryota, Fungi, Ascomycota, Sordariomycetes, Hypocreales, Bionectriaceae. Bases 372 to 1499 code for a protein of 375 amino acids.
CCGAAUACUCCGCGGCCAGGGUGGUGUUCAAAGAGCUUGAUGCGAAGCGAGUACAUCUCAAGGGGCAAUUUCCGAGUUCACUUGUCAGCGUCUUCACUGUCCCGCAUCAAUUACGCCACGAUCAUCCCUCAUAGCGACACCUGUUUCGCAUGGCGCAAUGGAUUGCGCCAUCGCGGUCGAAAUGUCGACACCAUAAUCAGGGUGCCACAUACUCACCAAGGUCAGCGAAUGAGCAAUUUUGGUCAUCUCGCCAUAUCGGUCCCGGGGUAUGCCAUUGAUUGCCGACCCAAGGUUGAAUUGAACAUAUAAAUAAACCUCCAAAGACUCGUAGAAGCCCCUUGAAGCUCCAUACCCAAUCCACAGCGACAAUAAUGGCACCAGCAGCGACAGAGACAAUCUCCAACCCGGCUGCAGACCGCGUGAGCAAAAGGAUUCACCAUGGGCGGUACAAGGAGAUCGAAGUCCUGAGGCUGGACCGCGAUGUCGAAGAAGGGAAGACGGGGGAAGUUCCAGCCAAGUACCCCAAAUAUCUACCAACGUGGAACCCAGAGCAGAGGUAUCCCCCUCUCCAAGACUUCGAACACUACGAGCACGGUCUGGAUGCCGACCCCUCGUUCCCCAAUUUGCUACCCGAGGGGGCCAAGGUCACGCAUCUGACGCCUUCCAUUGGCACAGAAGUCCAUGGUAUCCAGCUCAGCUCGUUGAACAACAAGGGGAAAGACGAACUCGCUCGCUUCGUGGCCGAGCGUAAAGUGGUCGCCUUUCGGAAACAGGACUUUGCAGACCUGCCGAUUGCGGAUGCACUCAAGUUUGGCGAAUGCUUUGGUCGCCACCAUAUCCAUCCCACAUCUGGCUCGCCUGAAGGACACCCCGAGGUUCAUCUUGUGCACCGGGGUGCUCAGGACCAGGGACACAAGUCCUUUUUCGAGUCGAGAACUACCUCUACAGAGUGGCACUCGGACGUCUCAUACGAGAGACAGCCUCCAGGAACCACAUUCCUGUACAUCCUUGAUGGGCCAGACACUGGCGGUGACACUCUGUUUGUAGAUGGUGUAACCGCUUAUAAGCGUCUCAGUCCUCUUUUCCAGGAGCGGCUUCAUGGUCUCAAAGCCACGCACUCGGGCAUCGAGCAGGUCAACGCCGCCGUUGCCAGAGGUAGUAUCAAGCGAAGGGAGCCUGUGGUCAACGAACACCCCAUCGUCCGCACGCAUCCGGCGACUGGAGAGAAAGCUCUCUACGUUAACUCCCAGUUCACUCGCGACAUUGUAGGUCUCAAGCAAGAGGAGUCCGAUGCUCUGCUCAAGUUCUUGUGUGACCAUCUUGCGUUCGGGGCCGACUUUCAAGCUCGCGUCAAGUGGGAACCUGGGACGGUGGUAGUCUGGGAUAAUCGUGUGACGCAACAUAGCGCCCUGGUUGACUGGGAGAACGGACAGCGCAGACACCUGGCACGGAUCACGCCCCAGGCCGAGAGGCCGUACGAAACACCUUUCAAUGGCUAGUUGCCGUCUGAAAAAGUCUUAGAAUGACAAAUCUUGUAUUGAGAUAGGAAUUUGCUCACUUGCCCGUAGAAAAGAGUGACGUUGAGGUGGACCCGCGCCCUGCGCAAG